UUUCCCAUCUCCUCAAGAUCAGGGCAAAGGAGGAAAACACCUAAUUCUGCUUGCUGUUUCAGAGCGGCUAUGAGCAUGAAAUUGAACACCUACAACAUGCAGUUGCUUCUUCUUGUUUUCUUGAUGUGGGACCCAGCCAGGUUGGUGCUGGCUAACAUCCAAGAAGAUGAGGCUAAAAAUAACAUUACCAUCUUUACAAGAAUUCUAGACAGACUUCUGGAUGGUUACGAUAAUCGACUUAGACCAGGACUGGGAGACAGCAUCACUGAAGUCUUCACAAAUAUCUACGUGACCAGUUUUGGCCCUGUCUCAGAUACAGAUAUGGAAUAUACAAUAGAUGUUUUCUUUCGACAAAAAUGGAAAGAUGAACGAUUAAAAUUUAAAGGUCCUAUGAACAUCCUUCGACUUAACAAUUUAAUGGCUAGCAAAAUCUGGACUCCAGAUACCUUCUUUCACAAUGGGAAGAAAUCGGUAGCUCAUAAUAUGACAAUGCCAAAUAAGCUUCUUCGAAUCCAGGAUGAUGGGACUCUACUGUACACAAUGAGGCUUACAGUUCAAGCUGAAUGUCCCAUGCACUUGGAGGAUUUUCCAAUGGAUGCUCAUUCAUGUCCUCUGAAAUUUGGAAGCUAUGCAUAUACAACCUCAGAGGUCACUUAUAUUUGGACUUACAAUGCAUCUGAUUCAGUGCAAGUUGCUCCCGAUGGCUCUAGAUUAAAUCAAUAUGAUCUGCUGGGCCAAUCCAUUGGGAAGGAGACAAUUAAAUCCAGUACAGGUGAAUAUACUGUAAUGACAGCUCAUUUCCACUUGAAAAGAAAAAUUGGGUAUUUUGUGAUUCAGACCUAUCUGCCUUGCAUCAUGACUGUCAUUCUCUCCCAAGUGUCAUUCUGGCUUAACAGAGAAUCUGUGCCUGCAAGAACGGUGUUUGGAGUAACAACCGUUCUAACAAUGACAACUCUAAGCAUCAGUGCUCGGAAUUCUCUCCCCAAAGUGGCUUAUGCAACUGCCAUGGACUGGUUUAUUGCUGUUUGUUAUGCAUUUGUGUUCUCUGCCCUAAUUGAAUUUGCAACCGUUAAUUACUUCACCAAAAGAGGAUGGGCUUGGGAUGGGAAGAGUGUAGUAAAUGACAAGUCCCCUUCAAUAAAAGCUGAAGGCAUUACAUUAACAUACAACUCAGUGAAGGCACUUCUUCAAGGAGCUAAGCUAAUACGGUUCAAGUGUAUAGCUUUCUCAUGGCCCAAUUUAAUCCAAGAAAAGACUUUAGAGUACUUAGAGAAGUGGAUGGACUGUAUAAGCUUCAAACAAUCAUCUAAAAAAGAAAAAACUUCUGUCAUGAUACAGAACAAUGCGUAUGCGGUGGCUGUUGCCAACUAUGCCCCGAAUCUUUCCAAGGACCCAGUUCUCUCCACCAUCUCCAAGAGUGCAACCACGCCAGAACCUAACAAGAAGCCAGAAAACAAGCCAGCGGAAGCCAAGAAAACCUUCAACAGUGUUAGCAAAAUUGACAGAAUGUCUAGAAUAGUUUUCCCCGUUUUGUUUGGUACAUUUAACUUAGUUUACUGGGCUACGUAUUUAAACAGAGAACCUGUAUUAGGGGUCAGUCCUUGAAUCUAGGCACAGGUUAUCUUUUGGAUGUAUAGCAGCGUUAAACUUGAUUUGUUUUGCUAUGUACAGUCUGACUAAUAACUGCUAAUUUGUGAACCAACAUGUACAGUAUGUAUAUAGCGAUGUAGCUUACCAGUAGACCUCUAAUGGAGACAGGCAUUUGCUAACUCUUGGAACUACAAGCAAGAAAGCACCCCAUGCCCAAAGAACCAUUGCCUUUUUUGAAGAUUUACCCUAGGAACUGGUUUAAAGUGGAA
Molecule: messenger RNA, 1859 nt
Organism: Equus quagga
Lineage: Eukaryota; Metazoa; Chordata; Mammalia; Perissodactyla; Equidae
Product: gamma-aminobutyric acid receptor subunit alpha-2
Exons: 11
Coding region: 70-1605 (511 amino acids)
Biological process (GO): monoatomic ion transmembrane transport; signal transduction; nervous system process
Cellular component (GO): synapse; dendrite membrane; postsynapse
Molecular function (GO): transmitter-gated monoatomic ion channel activity involved in regulation of postsynaptic membrane potential; benzodiazepine receptor activity; inhibitory extracellular ligand-gated monoatomic ion channel activity
Source: RefSeq, a predicted model, not a curated record